Didymodactylos carnosus is the source of this 738-nucleotide messenger RNA. Lineage: Eukaryota; Metazoa; Rotifera; Eurotatoria; Philodinida; Philodinidae. The record is from the annotation of a GenBank genome assembly.
AUGAAUACAGACAAAGCUGAUCAAGCUGUAAAACAGUGUACAGAUAAAGUUCGUGAUUUAAAACAGUCUUUAUCAAAUUUUUUAAUCGAAUACGAACAACGUGGUGUCCCAAACGGUGGAGACACAAUUGAUUUAUCAUGGCCAAAUUUAUUAGAUCAAAUGAAUGUCUUAUCUAGCCAAAUAACGACAAUUCGCAACACAAUUAAAGAUAAAUUGCCUAUCUUACGUUCACAUGGCAUCAUACCAAUGUGUUUAUCCCAAGAUAAAGAUCCACAAUUAGAACAGAUGACUGAGCGUCGUAUAACGACAUUUACACAUGAUUUUAUGCCAACACUAUUACGUACAAAAAAUCACCCAGAUAUCGAAGAAAGAGAAAAACAGUUGAUGAAUAUAAAUAAUAAAAAUGCUCCAACAACAACAAUUACAACACAAAAUGAUGUACAACGCCGUGUUCAAGAAUUAAAUUCUGUUAUUCAUAGUAUCACGAAUAUGUUUAUGAAAACAAAAGAAGCAACAGAAAAAACAGAAAAACAAUAUAAUUUACAACCUUACAAUAAUUCGGAAGAUACUAAACGUCUCAUGGAAGCUAUGAAUAGUGGAAUUGGACUAAAAAUAGCCGAAACACAAUCGGCAGUAACAACGUCGAAUACGGACGCAAUAAAUGCACAACCAUCGACGUCACAAGCACGUCAUGUAAACGUUCCACGCUUUGUUGCACGAGCGGCUAAUCGACGUUAA